Messenger RNA from Colletes gigas, 1279 nucleotides. RefSeq names its product prostaglandin reductase 1-like. Lineage: Eukaryota; Metazoa; Arthropoda; Insecta; Hymenoptera; Colletidae. Gene Ontology annotation, molecular function: 15-oxoprostaglandin 13-reductase [NAD(P)+] activity; 2-alkenal reductase [NAD(P)H] activity. The transcript is spliced from 5 exons. The record is from RefSeq and is a predicted model, not a curated record. Gene Ontology annotation, biological process: prostaglandin metabolic process. Bases 106 to 1224 code for a protein of 372 amino acids. Gene Ontology annotation, cellular component: cytoplasm.
GGGGAUAUAACGAUAUAAGAAGCAAUUUUGUGAUUAUCAUUGUCAGUUUAUCAAAAGCGUUUCGUUGGAUUUGGCGUGGUCGAAGAAUUCUCAAUAAAUCAGCAUAUGUAUUACAUGUCAUUAAAUCCUAUAAAACUACAGCAAACCUUUAAGAUUUUUACAAAAUCAUUCCGUACUAUUCGCCGGGAACAGCUAAGUACAAUGGUGAAAGCGAAGAAAUUUGUGGUAGUGAAACACUUUGAAGGAGAUCCGAAACCAACGGAUUUGCAAUUAGUCGAGGAAGAAUUACCAUCUCUUCAAAAUGGAGAGUUCCUUGCUGAAGCAGAAUAUCUUUCUGUGGAUCCUUACAUGCGUCCUUACGUUCAAAGAUAUCCAUUGGGUAUUACGAUGAUCGGCGGGCAAGUGGCGAAAAUCAUCGAUUCGAAGAAUUCAAAUUUUCCGAUUGGAAAAAGAAUUGUUGGUUAUUUUGGAUGGAGAACACAUACAGUUGUUAAUCUAGAGGAAUUCUCUGAUAAAGAUGAUGCUGUAUUACAAAAACCUUAUCUUUUACCUGAUUUUGGGGAUUUGUCACCAUCAUUAGGUUUAGGAGUUCUAGGAAUGCCAGGAAAUACUGCAUACUUUGGCCUUUUAGAGCUUUGCAAGCCAAAACAAGGUGAAACUCUUGUUGUAAGCGGUGCAGCAGGAGCUGUUGGUUCUCAUGUUGGUCAGAUAGGAAAACAUGUUCUUGGAAUGAAUGUUAUCGGUAUUGCUGGUUCAGAUGAUAAAUGUGAUUGGCUUGUCAAAGAGCUUGGUUUUGACUCUGCUAUUAAUUAUAAAACAGAAAAUAUUGCAGCUGCAUUAAGGAAAGCUGCACCAAAAGGAGUCGAUUGCUAUUUUGAUAAUGUGGGAGGAGAUAUUUCCACUACAGUUUUGUAUCAGAUGAAACUCUUUGGUCGCACAGCUGUAUGCGGAAGUAUUUCAUCGUACAAUUCUGAUGCUUCAUCUUUGCCAAAAACAACUAUUCUUCAACCAGCUAUUGUGUUCAAUCAAUUGAGAAUAGAAGGUUUCAUUGUGUCCCGUUGGUCCGAUCGUUGGUCAGAGGGUAUACAUAAAAAUGCUCAAUGGAUAAAAGAAGGAAAACUUAAAUAUCGUGAAACUGUUACAAAAGGUUUUGAAAAUAUGUUUGAUGCAUUUGUUGGCAUGUUACAGGGCAAAAAUACUGGCAAAGCUAUUGUUCAAGUUUAAGGAAAAAAUUGUAAAAAAAAUACAUUUUUAAUUAUACCAUUAUAUAAUAUAAAUG